UUGUGGAAAGUUCUUUCCAUAAUGCUGAUUAGGUUCCAUAAGACAUGGACUUUUAGCGAAUCUGUUUUACGAUUUGCAGAGCAAAAGAAGCAAAAUGUUUCAGAAAUCAGAAUUGGUCUGGACGAGGCAGAGUCUUUGAUCCGGAAAAUGGACCUAGAGGCAAGAAGUUUGCAGCCAAAUAUAAAAGUUGUACUACUAGCAACACUCAAGGAAUACAAAUAUGAUCUGAACAAUUUGAAAAGUAAAGUAAAAGAAAUUACUUCAAACAACUCUAACCAAGCUGCAAGUGCAAGAGAUGAGUUACUCGAAACUGGAAUGGUUGAUGACCACUUGAAUCAGGUUUCAGAUGAUCAGAGGGCAAGGCUUUUGGUAUCUAGCGAGAAAUUAAGCAAGACUGGUGACAGGAUUAGACAAGGUCAGAAGACCAUGCUGGAGACGGAGGAGCAAGGCAUUUCUAUCCUUCAAAAUCUACAUCAACAACGACAACCGCUCUUGCAGGCUCAUGAUACACUUCAUGGAGUGAACCAUAACAUAAGUGGGAGUAAGAGAAUUCUAGGAAAUAUUUCGAGAAGGAUGAACAGGAACAAGUGGAUUAUUAGCACCAUAAUCGCUGUCCUUGUUAUUGUGAUUUCCCUGGUAUUGUAUUUCAAACUUUCUUAGUUGCCCAGGUUUUAUGUCUUGUCUCUACUCAUGUGUGUUUUUGUUGAUCUUGGAG
Molecule: messenger RNA, 715 nt
Organism: Impatiens glandulifera
Lineage: Eukaryota; Viridiplantae; Streptophyta; Magnoliopsida; Ericales; Balsaminaceae
Product: vesicle transport v-SNARE 13-like
Exons: 4
Coding region: 22-660 (212 amino acids)
Biological process (GO): intracellular protein transport; vesicle fusion; vesicle-mediated transport
Cellular component (GO): ER to Golgi transport vesicle membrane; endoplasmic reticulum membrane; SNARE complex
Molecular function (GO): SNARE binding; SNAP receptor activity
Source: RefSeq, a predicted model, not a curated record